UCUUUUCCUCCGGUGGAGGGUGCUAUUUGGUGUGUCCAAAGGGAGGGGGGCUCGGCCACGUGCUUCUCCACUUUCCGCCUCCAUUUCUUGGCGGGGGCCGGGUGCUCGGUCCCGGCCCCCGUUAUGUACGGAGGCAGAACAAAAGGACCCUGGUUCCCCCGGCGUCAUGUCUUCGGUGCCGGCGGCUCCCCAUCCGCCGGUUCUAUCCUCAUUCGCCGGGACAGCGUCCUCUUUGCGGAGCUGAGAGAGGGGGCCUUGAUCGCCGCCACCACUGGACCUGGAAUCACCGAAUCACUCCUUCCCCCCUUGGUCCUACUUAUUUAAUAAAGUCCACUCCCUGAGAACGGUCUGGGUCUGGCCUCAGUUCCUCGUUCCUUUCGAGGGGGGGAGGGGGAGGGGCGUGUUUGCCACUCUGCUCCGGGCUCCGAAUUGGCCGCUGGCCGUGGUCCCGAGCCCUCCCCUACACCUGCCGGUAUUGCAUCCUUCUUCCGGGACUGACCCUGGCGACUUUCCCAAUGGCCUUGCCGCGCAGACUUCUCCAUGAAGUGACCAGGGCGAAGUGCUCCUGGGCCGGCUCCCUGGCUGAUCCCAACCUCUGGGACCGGCUGCACGCCCAGGCGCUGCCCGGAAGUCCCCCUAACUUCGACUGGUUUUUUGGCUACGAAGAGGUUCAGGGGCUUCUCCUGCCGCUGCUGCAGAAAGGGGUUCCCCAGGGGCCAGCAGCGCCCCCUCUCAGGGUUCUGGAUGUGGGCUGUGGGACCUCGGAUUUGUGCCCGGGCCUCUACACCAAAUGCCCCCUGCCCUUGAACGUGCUGGGGGUGGACUUUUCUCCCGUGGCUGUCUCCCGCAUGAAGUACUUGCUGGAAGGCCACGGAGACUACCCUGGACUGCACCCCAGGCACCCUGCUUCCUGUCUGCGUUUCCUGCAGGCUGAUGCUCGGAACCUGGGCGCUCUCUGUCCUUCUGGGUCCUUCCAACUGGUGCUAGACAAGGGCACCUGGGAUGCCGUGGCCAGGGGUGGCCAAGCUGGGGCACAGCAGAUGCUGUCAGAGUGUCUUCGGGUGCUGGCCCCCCAGGGCACCCUCGUGCAGUUCUCAGACGAGGACCCUGAUGUUCGCUUGCCCUGCUUGGAGCAAGGAGCUGGCAGCAGAUCGGUGACAGCACAUGAGCUGGGGCCCUUCCGGGGAAUCAGCUAUUUUGCUUACUUGGUCCAGGCAGCUCAAUAAAAACCAAUCUUCCCCAUUU
Molecule: messenger RNA, 1245 nt
Organism: Dromiciops gliroides (monito del monte)
Lineage: Eukaryota; Metazoa; Chordata; Mammalia; Microbiotheria; Microbiotheriidae
Gene: CSKMT
Product: citrate synthase lysine methyltransferase
Exons: 3
Coding region: 516-1226 (236 amino acids)
Molecular function (GO): S-adenosylmethionine-dependent methyltransferase activity
Source: RefSeq, a predicted model, not a curated record